AUGCGACUCGGCCCUGCAUCAAUUGGUGGUGUUACCAGACUCACAGAGUCUGGACUGUCCAUGGUGACUUGGCGACUACUGGGAGAGAAACUGCCCACCACCCAGCAGCAGUGGGUAGAGGAGUUCAAUAGAUACCAGGAGUUUCCUGAGUUUAAAAUAAAAAACAAGAAUAUGACUUUGGAAGAGUUCAAAUUCAUCUGGUGGAUGGAAUAUGCACAUAGGCAAUGGGGACGACUUAUUGGAGCAAGUUUUUUUAUUCCAGCUACAAUUUUCUGGGCCAAGGGUUGGUUUCAACCAGUCUUGAAGAAAAGAGUGUUAGCUUUUGGUACCCUCAUUGCAAUGCAGGGGCUAAUGGGCUGGUACAUGGUCAAAUCUGGCCUGGAAAACAAGUUUGAUGGUCCCAGUGAUGUGCCCAGAGUGUCCCAAUACCGUCUGGCCUCACACCUCAGUCUGGCAUUCGUCCUAUACACUCUGUUCUUGUGGUCAGCUCUAGACCAGCUAUUGCCUGCCGAGAGACUUGCUCAGGUCACGCGGUCCGCCACCAGGUUCCGAGCACUCGCCCAUUCCUGCAAGGGCCUUGUAUUCCUUACAGCGGUCUCAGGGGCUUUUGUGGCUGGACUUGAUGCUGGGUUGAUAUACAACUCGUUUCCCAAAAUGGCUGAUAAGUGGAUACCUGACGACAUUUUGGCAUUUUCACCUGCUCUUCGCAACUUUACUGAAAACCCCACAACGGUUCAGUUCGACCACAGGCUCUUGGGAACAUCAACAUUGAUGUUGAUAUCAGGAAUGUGGCUGCUGUCACGAAGGAGAAUGAUCCCCAGGAGAGCUGUGUUAGCUGCCAAUGCAGUGGCUACAAUGGCAUGGCUGCAGGUUGCAAUGGGAAUUACUACACUGCUGACAUAUGUCCCAGUGUCCAUAGCAGCGGCACAUCAGUCUGGCAGUCUGGUCCUGCUCUCGUUUGCGGUUUGGCUUACACAUGAACUCAAACAUGUCAAGUUACCAAAGUAAAACAGGCGUUUGCCGUAUCAUAUAUGAAUACCACCUAAAUAAAUCAAUUUUCUUAUUGCAA
Molecule: messenger RNA, 1069 nt
Organism: Homalodisca vitripennis (glassy-winged sharpshooter)
Lineage: Eukaryota; Metazoa; Arthropoda; Insecta; Hemiptera; Cicadellidae
Product: cytochrome c oxidase assembly protein COX15 homolog
Biological process (GO): heme A biosynthetic process
Cellular component (GO): mitochondrial inner membrane
Molecular function (GO): oxidoreductase activity, acting on NAD(P)H, heme protein as acceptor
Source: RefSeq, a predicted model, not a curated record